UCGCGUUUCGGCCAUGCCAUGGUCGUCGUCUGUCAUCUUCGUCUAUAAAUAAUGGCGCGCCGCCGCUAGCUGUUGGGACGCCGAUGAGCGAGCGGAGCCUGUCCCAAGCACCAAGAAGCUCCUCCCGUUUAUGGCUGUGAAAGUGGCCGCGAUGCUCGGUCGUCGUCUUCUACUCCAGCUUCUCCUCCUUGCUGCGGCUUCCGACGCCUACGGCGAUGGCGCCGGCCAGCCGCCGAUCAGCAGGAGAAGCUUCCCUGAGGGGUUCAUCUUCGGGACGGCCUCAGCAGCCUACCAGUACGAGGGCGGUGCAAUGGAAGGGGGCAGAGGGCCGAGCAUCUGGGACACCUUUACUCAUCAGCACCCAGAUAAAAUUGCUGACAGAAGCAAUGGGGACGUGGCAGUAGAUUCCUACCAUCUCUACAAGGAAGAUGUGCGCAUAAUGAAGGGUAUGGGGAUGGAUGCCUACAGGUUCUCCAUCUCCUGGAGUAGAAUUCUUCCAAAUGGAAGUAUGAAUGGUGGAGUCAACAAAGAAGGCGUCAGAUACUACAACAAUUUGAUUGAUGAGCUCCUGCUGAAAGGCGUUCAACCAUUUGUGACCCUUUUUCACUGGGACUCACCUCAGGCAUUAGAAGAUAAAUACAAGGGAUUCCUUAGUCCUAACAUCAUCAAUGACUACAAGGACUACGCUGAAGUCUGCUUCAAGGAGUUUGGUGACCGAGUGAAACACUGGAUCACGUUCAAUGAGCCCUGGAGCUUCUGCUCAGGUGGGUAUGCAUCAGGCAGGUUCGCUCCAGGACGGUGCUCGCCAUGGGAGCAGGGCAAGUGCAGUGCUGGGGAUUCAGGAACGGAGCCUUACACUGUAUGUCAUCAUCAAAUACUAGCCCAUGCAGAAACAGUUCGGUUGUAUAAACAAAAAUACCAGGCCGUACAAAAGGGAAGUGUUGGAAUAACAUUAGUUUCGAACUGGUUUGUUCCCUUUUCCCGUUCGAAAUCGAACAACGAUGCAGCGAGGCGUGCAAUUGACUUCAUGCUUGGAUGGUUCAUGGACCCCCUUACUAGAGGAGAUUACCCGCUAAGCAUGAGAACAUUAGUUGGGAAUCGGUUGCCACAGUUCACAAAGGAACAAUCUGAGCUUGUCAAGGGUGCAUUCGACUUUAUUGGCCUAAACUACUACACUGCAAACUAUGCUGACAAUCUUCCUCCAUCAAAUGGCCUCAAUGUAACCUAUAACACUGACGCCCGUGCCAAUCUUACUGGUAUUCGGAAUGGUGUCCCAAUAGGUCCUCAGGCUGCUUCAGCUUGGCUCUUCGUAUACCCUCAAGGCUUCCGUGAGUUGCUGCUUUAUGUUAAGGAAAACUAUGGCAAUCCUACCGUCUAUAUCACUGAAAAUGGCGUCGACGAAGCCAACAACCAGAACCUUUCACUCCAGGAAGCUCUGAAGGAUGAUGCCAGGAUAGAGUUCUACCACAAGCACCUCCUUGCGCUGCGUAGCGCCGUAAGCGACGGGUCGAACGUGAAGGGGUACUUCGCGUGGUCGCUUCUGGACAACUUCGAGUGGGUGGACGGCUACACGGUCCGCUUCGGGAUAAACUUCGUGGACUAUAACGACGGGUACAAGCGGUACCCCAAGAAAUCUGCCCACUGGUUCAGAGAGUUCCUCAAGAAGUGAACAUGAACGUGAUGCACUGGGACAAAUAAUGGACGGCGCAAGCAGGUUGAUUUAUAUGUUUACCCUGAGAGAGGGUGCUGCAAUAAAAGGGUCACAUUCUGUUGCAUUUGUAUGUGUUGAUGUGUGUAGAUGGAGAUGAGUGACAUGCUUUCUUUCAAGGAAGGAUAAAAUCAAGAUCAAUGUACGUACAACUUUCAUCUGGAAUAAAAAUUCUAUUUUGCUACUACAAUAUUUACUGUUAAUUGCUCCGAGGAGUAGUGUUCCUUGGCAGUCUGUUGUAGUUGGUAGACUAACUCUCUAGUAGCAGCACAUGUAUAAGCAAAGGUAUGACUUGUACUUUUUGCCCGGAUCCUUUUGUGGGAAAGCUACUUCUUUUCUUCA
Molecule: messenger RNA, 2050 nt
Organism: Panicum virgatum (switchgrass)
Lineage: Eukaryota; Viridiplantae; Streptophyta; Magnoliopsida; Poales; Poaceae
Product: beta-glucosidase 12
Exons: 13
Coding region: 131-1669 (512 amino acids)
Biological process (GO): carbohydrate metabolic process
Molecular function (GO): beta-glucosidase activity
Source: RefSeq, a predicted model, not a curated record